CGCGAGCAUAAAUUACGGUCAUUAUCUGGUUAACGGCCGGCUAUUAGGAAAGCCGAGACUGACGCGCUGCUACGUGCGUGUGUUUAUGCUCUGGAUAUCGCAGCUGCACCUGCUGACGCUGUCUCUUCUCUCUUCCACUGUGAUUUUGUGAUUAUAUUUUCGACGGUUUAUUCCUUUUGUUUUCACUUGUGUUCUUUUUCGAGACGUUUGUUCAUGCAGGUGUGCCAUUCGAACGGGUCAAUCAGCAAAUCGAAUUUCGGAGACUAGAUAAACGAUUCGACACUUUCGUUUUUCUUAGAACACAUAUUUAUUCAUAAACAAGGAGGCAAGACCGUAUGGUAAACAUUAAAACAUCAUAAAAUAUCCACACGAUUACGUCCAUUCGUUGAUUAAUCGCAUCGGCUUUUCUCCUCCCAACCAAGCCUCGCAACGAUAACAAAACAAGGGCAGCAGCAGCAGUGGCUCGACGUUUUUAAUUUCGCCUAAUCGAACGAGACAAGCAAUAUCGCGGGCCGCCCGUCCGUCCAUCCGUUCGCGCGCAACAUAUUCGCCGAGUCUAGCGAGUCACCCCUAGGAAAGAUUCUCUCUCUCCCCCGGUACAAAUAUUCCGGGCCGUCCGUCGAGCUGUCACUUAGCACCCCGAGAAAUAAUAUUUCGCCAUCGGUCUAAAGAAGAGCUGCUGUGCUGCGGAACAGAGGGAAGGAGAAGGGUGACAAGGCUUUGUACGGUUUACACACUGCCGCGCGCCUCGGAUGCCUGAAUAAUACAUGUCUGUUGCAGAACUGGAAUUCUCGGGACGCGGGAGAAAGAGAGAGCGUCUUCCCUUGAUACUGACCCCUACGCGACUGAUGCUUUGCGAUCGGGAGGUGCUGGCGCUGCUGAACUUGCGAUUUUGUUAAUGUUACUUUUUUUUUUUAAUGAAAAUAAUCGUUUAGAGGAUGUUGCUAUAUUCUUUAUUAUUCAUUAAUAAAUUUUACUCAACAAGCUCUGCUUGGCUUUUUGAGAAAAUUUUACUCUAUAGCUAAGCAAUAUUUGCUCAAAAUUUCUACCACGUGCGUAUCCCACAAAAGUGAUCGAUAAGAGAAGGACGAUUAAUAAAAGCGAAAGCGGAAAACUAAUCCCUGUAAUAACCGUCGCCUCGAUUUAUUAGGCACGACCGCGACACGGAAGUGCCUUAUAGUACAAAAUGUGUGAGAUGCGAUAUCUCACGCAAUUUUCGACCGAUCGGGCUGAAAUUUUAGGAGAAGUCUCCUUGUGCAAAAGCUAAAAAACUAUUCAUUUAUCCCGAUUCUCUACGUCGUUUUGAAAUACGGGCACAAUAUGUUCGAUUUUUAAGCGUUUUUUUAAUAAAAAUUUUCCUGUGUUGCGAUUAUCUCUCUGAGAGACUUUAGUCAAUCGGGCUCAAAAUUUUGUUGGGAACUCGUCUCAUAAUAGUAUGCUAACGGUCCUAUUGACAUCAAAUCAUGAAAAUGCUUAUAACUCGAGUUUACAGCCCAAAAUCGAUUUUUACAGCUAAAAACCAAUUAUUUGUCAUAAAACAUUACGGAGUUACGUUCUACAUGAAAAUGUUAAAUGUAAAAGUUGUAGACAUGUUUAAAAUACAACUUUUUUCUAUUGACAUCAUAUCAUGAAAAUGCUUAUAACUCGAGUUUACAGCCCAAAAUCGAUUUUUACAGCUAAAAACCAAUUAUUUGUCAUAAAACAUUACGGAGUUACGUUCUACAUGAAAAUGUUAAAUUUAAAAAUUGUAAACAUUUUCAAAAUACAACUUUUUACCGUGGCAAACAUUUUUUUAACACUUUUUGACAUACACAACCGUAAAAGCGAUUUUUUGACACAUAAAUUCAAUAAUAACUUCGGUGCAACAUGCCCCAUCCAACCCAAUUAUUUUCAGCAAUUUUCCUAUAUUAUUAAAAGCUGAAAGUUAUAUUUUGGCCUUUAUCUCAUACUUAUAUACAAAAUUAAACCACUUUAUACAUUAAAUUAUAAAAAAUGCAUAAUUUAGCAAAUACGUAAUCGCCGAAUACAAUCCGUGUAACUUGGCAUCAUAUAACAACGUACGCUAUAUUAAUUAAAUCUUUUAAGCUGAAUCAGUACAAUUCACUUUCAAAAUUCAAGUUAUUAUACUGAACUAGAAAAACCUAAACUCUACGUAGCUUACUACAUCCCUUUAAUCUAUGCUAAAUACCUAAACAAUCAAUUUUCUAAUAUUCUAAUUGAAAUCCUACAAACGAAAUAUCAUCCUUUUGUUUACUCCCUCUUGAAAACUGCGAUACAAAAGUGUUGUAUUAUUUAUCUGAAAUUACAAUAAAAUAAAAUUAAAAUAAGAUAUAUUUUAAGAAUAUCUACAAACAAAAAUAAAUAAUUGAUACAAAUACAAAUAAGUUACUAAUUUUCCAGUAGUUUUGAUGAUAGUGUUGAUGACCGCCAGAAGAAUACCAAUCAAAACUUUGACAACAAUAUUGAAAAAAAAAAACAGGAUAAUACUGUAUAAGCACCGACAGGCAUUACGAACGCGAAGCGCGAGCGAUGCAAGGCGGCAAGCCAACACGGCCGUAAGGUCGCGCGUGGCGCGCUAGUUAUUCCAGGUGAGACUUUACUUGGCUCCCCAAUGCGACCUACGAUCAAGCGCCAGUAGCAUCAGCACAGAGUGACGCACAAACGUCAUCGGAGAUCCGUCUUGCCGACUGAAUGUGAGCCGAGGAGCAUCGUGGGAUGGCUCGGCAGUCGAGAUCCGCUUUGUAGCAGCCAGGGUACGUCUAUUAAGCCUAUGAUUCCCGAAGUAACGUAAAUGACUACGGUUGUGAAGUGACAGCGGGCUAGCGGACCCAGAUCCAGGUCGAACUGGCAGCAUGACAGCCAUUAAUUCGGGCCCGGUGGGCGAGGUGGGCGGCGUCCGACUGCCCCUGCAGUCGCUCCACGGCUACGGCUCGGUCUUCAUGUACUCGGCCUCGACGAGUCCCGGGGGCGGCAGCGGGGGCACCAACAGCAGCGGAGUUACGUCUGUCGGCGGCGGAGGAGCCGGACAGUCGGGGACAGCCACGGGCGAGGUGACCCUCAGGCUUCGAGAGCCAGAGGACAUACCCGAGGAGGUACUCGCUAGGCUAGAGGACACCGCGACACUCUCCAUCUCGCUGCAGGGCGACGCUGUGCUCAGGCUAGGCGCCGCUACCGCAGGAAACGGAAAUUUGGAGCUGUUCGAUAGUGAGAGCGGGCCGGAUCUCACGCUAUCGCCCCAGACGUUCACGUCCACGGCGGAGGCCUUCAUCAAUGACAAUAGCGACAGUCUCGGAGUGCCGGGCGACAAUGACACGGGUAGCGGCGAAGAAUCGAGGCCGGGCGUCGGUGACCCCAGCAAGUUGGGCGUGAAAAAGCCGAGACCCAAGGCUUCCUCGCCUAACCGACAGGGGCCCCAGCAGUGUCAGGUAUGCGGCAAAGUGUUCAACAACGCAUCGGCGCUCACGAAGCACAAGCUGACGCACAGCGACGAGCGGAAGUACGUUUGCACGAUGUGUGGCAAGGCGUUCAAGCGGCAGGACCACUUGAACGGUCACAUGCUAACCCACCGCAACAAGAAGCCUUACGAGUGCAAGGCCGAGGGUUGCGGCAAGUCCUACUGCGACGCGCGGAGCUUGCGCCGCCACACGGAGAACCACCACGCGAGCAACAAGGUGAACGAGAGCACGAGUCCGAGCAGCCCCGCUACGGGUCCGAAUACGCCCAACACGCCUGGGAGUAAUCCCAGCACGCCCAGCACACCGGGAGGCUCAGCUGCGGCCACUGCGACGCCACCAGCUCACGGGCACACGGCGCUCAAACAGCUACUCGCUUCCGAGCCUCAACCUGCUCAGAUCAAGGGGUCUACCGGUCCGGGCGGCAGCAACGAAGGCCUGACGAAGCAGCAGCUCGAGCUGAUCCAGCAGAUAAUGCAGCAGACCCAACAACAGCAACAGCAGCAGCAACAGCAGCAAGUCACUGUUCAGACUCAAAAUCAGACACAGCAACAGCAAAGCACGACGGGGACGACGACGAACGGCCAGGUGCAGAAAACCGGGGCGAAGCCUAUCGUCAAAUCAUCGACGACGAUCUCAGGGCCGAUAGUCAACGCCGUCACUGCGAGUGUCGCCGCCAGCAGGUCUAGUCCUAAGCCUAAGGUCUGGAAUCACGCUCAUCAGCAGCAAGCUCAGCAGCAGCAGGCCCAACAGCAGCAGCAGCAACAACAACAUCAGCAGCAUCCCCAGCAGCAGCAACAGCCACAGCAGCAGCAUCAGUUGCCGGUACAGGCAAACUCCCCGGGUAACAAUAGUACCGGCAAGGUCUCGGGUGGUCUAUCGCCGGCAAGCAACAGCAACAGUUCGUCCUCUCCGGGAACUGCCACCGUCGUCGUCUCGGCCAAGUCACCGGUCGAACCGAAGCCCGUCGAGUGCAACCUCUGCCACCGCAAGUUCAAGAACAUACCUGCGCUCAACGGCCACAUGAGGCUUCACGGCGGUUACUUCAAAAAGGACGCUGAGAACAAGAAGAGCGAGAAGAAGGAGGUCGUGGGUCCACCUCUUCAAACAGCCUCCGUCAGCGUUCGGGCUCUCAUAGAGGAGAAGAUCAUCCAGAAGAGAACGACAGCAACGGAUGCAAACGCAGCAGCAGCGGCAGCGGCAGCCCAACAACAGCAGCGUGCCAACGCGGCGAGCUUUGCCAGCCAGCAGACGACGAGUAGCUCGGCGUCGACGGAGGUCCAAGCACAGCAGCAACCGCAACAGCAACAGCAGCAGCAACCACAGCAACAGCAGCAGCAUGUCAUAGGGAAGAUGAAUUUCGCGGUACCGGCACCGCCACCGCUGGCCGGUGUCGAGAAGACGCGGAGACUCUCCGAUGGCGAGCAUUUCAGACAGCCCAAUGUGACCAUCGCUGGACAUGCUAGUUCCGUGCAGAAACAGCUUCAGGAAGCACAGACGCAGGCGCAGGCUCAAGCGCUCGCCGAUAUGAUUCUCAAGGGCACGACGAAGAUGGCCGUGAAGCGCGCGACCUCGGAUCCAGGGCAGCGGGUCCAGCUGACUUACCAAAGCACCACCAAUGCCCAGCAGCAACAGCAAAACGCGCAGCAACAACAGCAGCCAACCAUUACCGAGAGCUUCACGAUGACCGGAUAUCCCGAGGACGGCGGCUACUUCAGUCCCAGUCUGCAGGACGAAGUGUUCCAACAGGUGACCUCCGUGCCGGACAGCGUACUGCUGCAUGCUACACAAUUAGAUGCUUUACAGUUCCAAACGUCGAGUCUGCUGCAAGACCAGUCGGGCAACGAGACUCUCCCGGACAUCAACUUGGAGGAGCGUUUCUCAUCCCAGCACACAGUCAACCCGGACCUCCAGGCGCUCGUUAAUUCACCCCUGCCAGACUCCCUCGCCGAGUUCAGCACCUACGGAGCCAACUACAACGACGGUUCCCACACUCUGCCCAGCCAGUCGCCGCUACCCUCGCCGUUGACGCGACACGACAGUCCCAGCUUCACUUACCCAACGCCACCGGCCAGCCAAGAAGGUUUACUGAGCGGUAGUCUACCUCUGCUCAGUCCUCAGGAGGACAGCGACGCGGUCCACUCGGUCUCGUCGCCGCUAUCCGCGGCUUUCUACAGCACGAGCAUGUCCUCGGUCGCGGCUAUCGAGGAGGCGCUCAGCGAAGUCCUGCCCGACGAGGCCGACAACGACGGCGCUGAUCUCUACGGCUCCGGAUGUCCCAACCCACACUCACCCUUACCAAGUCCUUUAUCCGCCACUCCGGCACCGUCGCCACUCUCCUCGCUACCACCGUCGUCUGUCUCGUCACCGGGACCGGGGAGCUUCACCACCUCGAGUUUUCCCAUGUCGCCCCAUCACACACUCCAGAGCCAGAUGAUGCCCAACUCCGAAGAUCCUCUGUUGUCCUCCAGUCCCAAGGACUUUGGCGCUGGCAGACGGAAGUUCGAGUUCCAGUCGUACAAGCUCAUCACCAAUCAGAACCUCGUGGACUUUGGACUGGGCAACGGGAGCGUCGCUGGCAUCGUUGUCGAUAACAACGGGGAGUUCAAGCUCAUACAAACCGCGGGCCUGCAGAAGGCGAACGUCUACGUGCAGGCGGGCGCUCUCAGUCCGGCUUUGGCGUUCAGAAAGGAGAUCUGUCAGGUUGGUCCGAAGCUGGAGCAGGGGAACAUUAACGUCAACGUUGUUAACGGCCAGAAUAUGAAUCUGCAGAACCAUAUUUACCAGCAGACUCAAGUUCACCAGCAGGCCAUAAACCCAGCGAAAUUCCUUAUCCAGAUAAAUCAAGCUAACAAGCCCAACCUCAAGCACAAGGCUAUGUCGGUACCAGCAGAGCAAGUCAAGGAAGAAGAGUCUCUCGACGAGGACGUCUUCCUGAGCCCCAGCAGUGUUCCCAUGACGGCCUCGGGUAGUCCGGCUCGUCACUACAAGAAGCGACCGCGACUCGAUGGUCCUAUGCACUGUAACAGUGGUACCAGUAGCUGCUCAGCGAUCAACGGCUCGCACUCGUAUCCGUCGCGAUUACGACGCGCCUGUGAUCGUCACUGGGACAGCAGCUACACACCUCCACCGAUCUUGGAUCCCUCGAGACCAGGUUCUGGGCUCUAUGCCCGACUGCAUCAGAACGAACGUGACUGUGUGGACUUCAGCUCGGACGAUUCACAGGGCAACGACGGACCGCCGCCGAGGAUCAACAUCGGUACCAGGUACCAAGCGACGAUACCCCAGGUGGUCGAAAACGAGUGCGAAAGGCUCGCCGCCACGGAACCCGAGAUGGACCAUCUGCUGUGGGACCCUGGCAUAGACAGUGCCCUCACCGAGACCGAAUUGGAAAUGUAUCUGCAAUUCGCCUGCUGCGCUGCUGUUCCCGGCGGUGGUAGAAAUAAAGAGUAUGCCCUUCAUCUUUUACACAUGUGCAGGGGUAAUAUUCGAGAGGCAAUGCUGAAGCUUAUGAGACCCACGCCGAGUCUAGAAUCGGAACACCCACUUCUCAGCUACGAGUGCCAGGAAUCCGAUCGUUGGACGUCUCACGAAAUGGACUUAUUCUAUCAGAGCCUGCUAAAGUACAACAAGGAUUUCGGAGCGAUAGCUCGGGAAAUCGGAAGCAAAAGCACCAAGCAGUGCGUACAGUUUUAUUACCUGUGGAAACGACUCUGCCCGGACGAGUAUAAGAGGCUGCGAUUGCGCUACGGCAAGCCGAAGAUUCAGUCCGAUUUUGGCAGAGACGGCAAGGAUACUAAGGACCUGUGCGACGCUAUCGCUGCGGUCGCGGAGCUGGACUUCAGUGAAGGAAAGUCCAUACUCCAUCGAACUCUGAUGCAGACGACGAAUGAACGAGAAAACUCGGCUACUUUGACAACUAGCGAAGGAGAAUUGCGACUCUUUGCGUAUGAUUGUCAAGAUAGCUUUAGCGGGAGCGUAACAGUAACGAUGGCCGGGAGCGCCCAAGUCGCUCGUGCCUCAAGCUGCACCGGCAAAGCCGGUGGCGCUACCGGCUACGCCACAGUUGACCACACCAACUCACAAACUCACACUAGUACCGAGCAACAACUACCCGCGCCCACCCCACUUCACUACCCCUGCAAGAUUUGCGGGAAAGUAUUCAACAAAGUGAAAAGCAGAAGUGCUCACAUGAAGUCUCAUCGGCCAAUACCCUCACUCGAUUCAACGGUACAGGAAUCUAGAAAGCAACAGCAGCAGCAGCUUCAACUUCAGCACAACGUGCAACAUAUUCAGCCUAAUCAGAUCCAAAUCCAGACAAGCAGUGUACAAGUUCAGCACCUACCACAACAGCAAAAUCACCUGCUGAUCCAUGCGCAAGACUACUACCAACAGCAUCGACAAUCACAGCAUCAUCACCCAGAUCAGCAGCAACAGCUUCAAGUUUCGUCGAUGAGCUGUAACGUUCAGACGAGCCACGUAUGGCAUAACCCACCAAGACUUCGGCCGCCAUAGGAUGAAAUUCGCAGCGCAGCAACACUCAAGAUACCUUAACGAAGGCUGUUCAUUGAAAACAGCAGGCGCGUGUUAAAAGUGUGAUGAUGAUUGACGAUACCAAGCCCCCCGAUUUAGUCCGAGUAUAGCGAACUCGCCGUGUAAAAGUCGGUAAAGCUGUCGACGACGAGGUAGCUUCUGAUGACAAAACACAUGUAGCCUAAAGGAGCAUAAGAACAUUGUUGAAUAGUAAUCGGCGAUAUUAAACGUUUUGAAUGAUUUUUACAAUGAUUGUACAUUAACGAAUUUAUUUUAGAUAAAAUGAGAUUAUUUCUGUUUGUCAGUCGACGCUGAUUCAAAGACUUUUUAAGAUUUUUCUUAAAACACUACUUUUAAUUGUAUUGAAUGAUGACGAGAGGGACAGUAUAUACGACUGUGUGAGAGGGUGAUUGCGCCGUGAUCGAUCGCGUGAAAAGCAAUGUUUUUUUUUUAAUUACUUUGGACAACUUGGAUUGUUUUUUCGAGCACCGACGAUAAGAAAAAAAGCAUUUUAUUCAUUCUUCGAGGAAUCAGGAUAAAAUGCGCGUUAGCUACAAAAUAGACGCGAACUACCCCCAAUCGUGUUUUUAAAACUUCAUCUUUAAAAUCAAAAGUGGGAUGGAAAGAUCAAAAUCUUUAAAGUGAAAAUAAUCUAUUAAAAUCGCGAAAGCUCCGAGUCCAUCGACUAAAGUGGCCUAAAAACCAAAAUCCUAAUUAAAAAAGCUCCAUGACCGCAUCGUUAAAUUUAUAAUGUAUGAUAUCAAGAGAUGCCUAAGGCAACAAUAAAAUUAAAUGAGAGAUAAAGAUGAAAAAUCAAAGUUACGAGAUAUAAAAAAUAAAUGAUACGUCCUUAUUAUUCUUGCACAUGAGAUUGUUCUCGGAAAUUGUGCCACGUAAAGACAUCGCUGUUACCUGUUGCGUCUUUCUUGCACUUUGUGUACUAUUUGAGUUUAGAUGUUUCCCCUUCUAUCGUUUGUUUUGUAAUAAUAACUCUCGUUUUUUAUUUAUUUUCGCGGCUUAAAAAUCCGAUGAACUUGGCGACCGAAAUUUCUUACUUAAAUAUAAUAAUAUGUAAUAUAUACGACCAAAGGCAGAGAGUAAAGAAUGUAGCAUAUGUGCUAAAGAUAUAUUGUAUCAGUGAAUUAAGCGGAGUAGUUAAAUUAGCAAGGAAUGAAAUUACUUUAGACUUAAUGAUUAAAUGGUGCUUUAUGUAUGCGUUCAACUUGUAUUUAAAAGUGCCGCGUUGGCUUCUCAAUAUAUUUCAGUCGCCUAGUUCACAGUGAUUGAUGGCUCCUCCGCAUACGUGGAAUCCACUUGUUGCACUUACUCUUUUACUCGUGUAUAUAAUAUAUAUAAGGCGUUAGAAAUAACGAUAUUUUUGUUAAUUAACUUUUUGUUUCUUGUUACCAUCUCGUUUCGAAUCUUUGCGCAUUAGUAUAUUUUAUUUUACUCAAUUUUAAAGUAUAAAUUUAAAGUAUAAAGUAUAAAUAUAAAUAUAUAUCAUAUAUAUAUAUAUAUAUAUACACAUACAAUAAUAGUAUCUAAUGUAUAUGUGUAUAGAAGAAAAGUCGAUGUAAUUAAAAAAAUAAUAAUUUAUUGCUCGAACAAUGAGUAUUUUGAGGGAUAAAACGUUGUUCAAGUUUAACGAGACGUGUAAUAAAUACAGAAUUAAAAGGAAAAUAAUACAUGUGAGAGAAAACGCGGUAUACAGAAAUAUAAUAUAUCGAUCGCGAAUUUAAGAAAAAUAAGCGAACAACGGCUUAACAGGAAGCGCUAUCUCAUUUAACAAACGCGUAGUUCACUACGUGUAUGCACGACGAGAGCCAAGUUAGAAUACAAAAUUGAGAAAUGAAUACGACCACUAAAAUAAUGCAUAACGCAUGAGCAUGCCUGUGUCUAUAUAGUCAACUACACGCAAAUGUCUGUGUUCAUCAAUCGUUUAUUAAGUAUUCAUAUUAUUUUAAUAAUGAAUCUAUUUACCUGUCAGUGACGAGUAAUUCUGGCUAGUAUCAGAUUUUAGCUUUACUUUUCGGUAUACCUUUCGUCAGAAAACUUAAUGCAAGACUACUUACUCGUGACAGUCAUUUUCUAGUCCAACAAAUAAACAUUUUUGUUACAUCUUUUAUUUUUCUCAAGUGAGCAUUCGCUUUAUUCAAUACAAUUGCGAAAACUAGUCUUUUUAGCAGUAGUAUUACGGACAUGUCAUUUUUGUUAAUAGAUACUUCUAAGGCUUAAUAUACUUAUUUAAAGCUCUAAUGAAAUAAAAAAACAUACACAAACACACAUGAAUUGAAAACAAUCAAAGUUCCAGAGAAGUACUUUGUCGUAUCUAUGUUCCAAUUAUGUGAUAUUUUAAUUAUUUUUAAACCAUCAACAUACUUUCAAAUUAAUUUAUUCAUGCAUAGAAUAAAAGUUGAACAAAUAAUUUCAUUAGCAGACAACUUAUCCAAAAUUUUCACUUGGUAAACCUCGUUACUCAAAAGAAAAAAUCAAAUAUCCGGCCAAAAUAUUAAAAAUGUACACGAAGAAAAAAAGCCUAAUAAAAAUGUGUACAGCGCGAAGAGACGAUUAGGCAAAUUUUAACAACACAAGUAAUUUUAAAAAGAUUAUGAUGUAGGGUAUCAUUGAAUUGAAUUCUUAAUGUAAUGUUGAAUGUGCCACAAAUCUAUAUUGAAUGUGCGGAGUCGAAUAAGAACGUGAUCGGAGAGAUAAAAGUAAUACAGAAUAAGUUCUAUAAUCAUAUCAAACCAAAAAUCACCUAAAACGUUGUCCUGUCGUAUGCAAGAAAAUUACAACAAGAGUGUCUAAACUUAAAAAAAGGGUUUGAAUGAAGCUUAAGGAGAUUUUUCGUGCAUAUGCAUCAGAACUUCUUGCAAAAAUUUUCUAAAGCCUCUUCUGAUCCGCUUCUUGAAGUUCAAACAUUCCCUUGUUGAUCGUGAAUUAUCUUCGAGUUAGAAAAAGAUAAAUAAAUUUCUAAUUAUUCCUUUGGAAAAAAUAACGAAUGAGACAAAAUAUUCGCAUCAAGUCAUGGAAGCGUGCCAGUCUCCAGCGUGCUUAUAAAACAUAUAGUUCUUGAGAUACCAACCAAAAUUGCAAGUUCUCGGGAAUAGUUAAUUCUUUUUAAGAGGUCACGAUAAUGAUAAAUUGUUAUUUAUUCCGACCGUAGGCUCGGACACGACUUAGUGAAAUGAACGGAAAAAGGGAUAAUGAAAAUUAGCGGACAUAUCAUUUAAGGACAAUACACUAAUUGUUACUGAAACCAAGUUUCUACUAAAUGUAUAAAUAACUAUAAUAUCAAGCAAAAUAAUCUUUAACUAAAAACCAAGUCUUUCUUCUUUCUUUGUGAUUUUUAAAUAGAGCCUAAAAAAUAUAUAAAUAAUCAAAAGAAUUCGCAGUUGUGCAGAUGUAGUCAAGAUGAAGUUACUCACAAAAGAAGAUUAUUUUCAGUCAAUCAAAUAAUUUUUCACGGAACUUAAAAAUAAGGAAGAAAGGCUUGCGGAUGUAGAUGUUUUUGAAUUUAAGGGAUUAACGUUAGGACAAUGCGCUGGAGGCUGCGUUCGUUCAAAAUUAUAAAAAAAAAACACAAAAAGAAAAUAUAACGUAUUUGUGAAAUAGCGCGAAUAAAAUGAGAUUAAUAACGAAGCAAUGAAGCAAGUAACGAAGAUAUUAUGCAUGAAUUGUACAAAUGAAUCCCUCCACGUCACAGAAAAAAGUAAUAUAUAUAUAUAUAUAUAUAUAUAUAUAUGAGAAAUAUUAUAUAUAUUAAACAAAUGGAUAAAUAUAUGUGAUGUAUUUAAACUUAAAUGGUAUGUGGUACUAUAAUAUUACAUAUUUGUAUAUAAGGCGGACCUGUUCCAUCAAAGUAAACCAAGAAGAGAGUUGUACCGAUAAUACAACUGUCGUAUUAAUCGGAAAUAAUAUAAAUGACUUCAACUUAUCUAGGACCGUUGACAUAAAUCUUCAUCGAGUAAUAGUUUAACGUAUUUUUUAAAAGAAAUAAUUAGUCAAAAUUACAAUGUGUUAUAUAUCUUGACAUUUCUGUAACAAACUCACGUUUUUCUAAACACAUAUUUUGUACGAAUUCUCGAUAGCCACUUUUAUGAAAUACAAAAAAUCUAAAGAUACGACUGUUAAUUAUUUACUCUUAUUAUUAGUAAAUAACGAUCACUAUUUGUCUCCUCAAAGUUGUUGAUUUUCAGUUUUUUUUUACAAUCCAUAUAAAAACUCAAGCUGAAAUAGAAAGAUAAAAUUAAUUCAGGAAUAUCAUCAUUAUGUCAUUCAACUGGUCGGACCGUGAAGUAUAUCGGUACAACUCCUUACAAAGUGAGAGAGGGUUAUACACUUGAAACGAAUGUGCUCAAAAUACUUGAUAUAAAAAAAAUACACUGAAAGAUCAACAAUGCUGUCGAAGCGAGUAAAGCUAAAUAUAAAUUGUAAUUCAUCGUCUUAUACCUAUUGCCGACUUUUAAUGUCUAUCUGUCUCUACAACAGCAUUCUUUAUACUAUUCCUAUUUAAUGUCAAUCUAUUAGCUAUAUUUAAACUUUUAAUACAUAAACCAAAAGAACUUAAUGAUGAUCACAUAGAGCUUUCCUAGACUAAAGUGUGUAAACAAUCAGCCAGCUGUAGAAAAGUCGCGUGUUUGCGAGUCGUUUUUCUAUAAACAGAACUACAUUAAUCAAAAUAUUAAACUUAGUUUUUUAUCUGACAUUACAAUAAUUAUACUAUAAUGUCUAAACGUUCGAUAAUACAUUAAAUUUAAAAAAAUAGGUUUUCCAAGGUGCAAAAAUGCACUUGCAUUACGCUUAUAAAGCUCUUCCUUUUCACGCCAUUGACUGUUCUCUAUUUUUGUUAAAAUUUUUAUCCGUAAUAAAAAUCAAAGCUGUAGAUUAGAAGACGAACGAGCAAAGGCUAUAUCAAUAAAUAAAAAACAAUUUUCUAGACAUCGAAACUGUUACCGACUUUUGUGGUGUGUGUGUUAAUAAUCGUAUCAUUAUACAAAUUACGUAUAGCGAUUCAUCAUACUAGUAAUACGAAUUAUAUCGGUUAUUACAAUGCAGACACCCUAUCGUUGCUUUUGCACCAGUCUGCUCAACUCUAGUUCUAAAUGAUAACGAACUUACCAUUUCUAUCUACCUACUAAAGUCUUCGUAGAUUCAAGAGAGAAAAAAAUAGUUCGAUCCAUGUAGCUGAAAACAAUCACUAAACUUCCUGCCCUUAUGAAAAGUCAGUGUUAGAAUAAAUCUUUUAGGAGCGUAUUGAAGAAAACUGAGCAAUAAAUCAAAUAAUUUUCAAACAUACCUUCGAGAUCGAGGAUUUUUAUUGUAAUUUUUAUUGGUUGUUAAAUAGAAACUUGUUAAAUAUGCAUAUUCAAAACUUUCAACAAUUUUAAUGCGCUAAAAUUUAUUAAUCUUGAAUUUAUAACUUUCUAUGAUUAAACAUUUAAUUACAUAUGAAUACUUAAAAUAUUCGUGAACUAAUUAAAUAAUUUACACUUUAAGCAAUAUAGACAGUAUUUUUUCUGACGAAAAUAAAUUGUUGAAUCUAUAUUCUCGCGAAGAACUACAGCUGGCAGUAUUAGCAAUUUAGUAUCUCGAUCAUGGAAUCGACCUAUUUCUGAAUAACUUUGCGCAACCUUUCUACAUUCUAUUUAUUUCUCAUUGUUGCAUGUAUCUUGUUACUCAUUUGUCAUUGCGUAUAAUUACUUCUAAAUUACUCAAAACUACACCCUUUUUGUUUUUAAUGUAAACGUGUUUGUUUUUACUGCGAUUGUUUGUCAGCUACUUCGUCUGUGAAGUCCUCAUUCUUUACGCACAAUGCAUAAUGUGCUACUGAGAAAGAAAUUUAGUCAAUUUCAAGUGCGAUAAGGUAACGAGUCGUAAAGUUGUUACGCGGCCCACUUAAUUAUAAAUAUAAUAAAUAUGAUGCCAAAGUUAACGGAUAAUCUCAUCCAUCAUAGGGUACACGAAAAGACAUAGAGACCUCUCGGAGAGAUUGUGAAUGGGUCAUUGUUGAAAAAUCAAAAACAUGGAGCUAUUGCUUAACUUAUACUUUACGAGAUUUCAUCCUAUAGUUUCGUUCUAAUCGUAGAAGAAUAGUUGUAUCCAAUUUAAGUGUAAAAAUCAAUGAGUUUGGUUGAUAAUAGCUUCGAAUGGAAACCAAAUGUAUAAGCUUUGUCAGUCGAACAAAGUCGCCAUAAAAAUUUAACCGAAAAGACUUAUCAAGGAUAACUGAAGUAAUAAUCGAAAAAAAUAAUAAGAACAAUCAAAAGGUACUCGAGAGAAUUCUUGCGUGUGCAAGUUCAUAUAGUACCGCGGUGGUGCAAGCACAAAAGUGUUAACUGAUCAAAAGCAAAGAGCAAAUAAAUGAAAAACUAUGAUGAAAAUAACGAUGACCAGUAAGCACACAGUUUUAGCCGGAAAGGCGAAACCUUCGCGCAUCAGUAUUACGUUAAAGCGAUAAUCAUAUAUUACAUUAGUACCUAUAUAUUAUAUUGCGUAUACAUACAUACCACUUUAUUUAAUAUAUACACAGUGUUUAUGGAAGCGAUAUAAUUCUUAUAAUAUGUAUUGAUGCAAGAGUAUAUUGUAUACCUACGUAAGUUGUACAGAGAAUAAAAAGGCGGCAUAUAGAAGCGAAUCAAUGAAAAAUGUACUUUGGACUCGCUAGGUAAUCUCGGUGUUAUUUAUUAAUUAGCAAAACAAAGAAUCGUAUAUAAGUAAAACAAUUAAAUAAAUAAAUAGGAUCGCGUUCCCUCUCUACCACGAACAUGUCGACUCUAAAAAAAAAAAAAUAAUAAUAAUAAUAACUAAUGCGUAAUUCUUUCCUUUCGCCAACUAAACACCUCUGGGCAAGUAAAAAAAUCUAACGUAAUAAGUGUGGAUACAAAGUAAAAUGAAAUAUAUCGCUAACUCAGAAUCGUAAUUUAAUGAUAAAACGACAUAUUUAUUUACACUCUCAUUGUUCGUCCCGUAUUACAGUCGUGGUGCAAUGACGCAAAAGCAGAGAAGUAUAAGAAAGUUAAAAGUGAAAAAUACUUCUAUUGAAUUCGGGCUUCUUUACUGUGUAAUCCAAAUUAGAAGGAAGUAUAAUAAUAUGAAAAAUAGAGUCGAAAUACGAUAAGAAGAGAGACAGCGAAUGACCAUGCGGGCCUCACGAAACGAAAAAAAAUUAAAAACUGAUAAAAGUGAAGUAAAGAACCUAUUUAAAAAAAUAUACUGCUACGAGGAUAAAAAAAGAGGAUAAAAGAAAAAUGAUUUUAAUACUCAGAUCUAUAACAAAUAAUCUAAUGUCGUUUAUAAAUGAUUAUAUAUAUGAUGAAGUACCGAAUAUAUAAAGAAUAUAUUAUAUAUUAUUACAACAUUGCAUACAUAGUGUAUAUGUACGAUGUGCGACGAUACAUAACUAUUUUCUUCUAUGGAUAUUGUGAAUGACUGAUGCGUAUAUUAUUUUUCACUGAGCCGCCAGCUUCGUUUUCUAUUCGCUUUUACGGUCUUUUCCAAAAUAACUUUAAUAAGAGAUGACAAAAUUGUGAGAUACGACAAGCGGGCGGCUACUGAGUUAUUGUAAAUGACGAUUGGAAAUAACAAUUAAAAAAAACGGAACUGGCGGCCUACUGGCUACUUCGACACCGAGCUAUACCAAAAAUUGAAGUGGAUAUUAUAUAUAUUAAACAAACAAAAAAUAUGAUGUGUAAGCCAAGUGCCUUGCGUUCUGGUAACUAAUCGUUGACUUUUAACUACGAUAUUUAAAUAAAUGGCGAUAAAAGAAAACGAGAGGGAGAGAGAGAGAAAGAGAGAGAGAGAGAGAGAGAGAGAGAGAGAGAGAGAGAAAGAGAGAGAUAGAUAGAUAGCGCGUCAUAUGUGUGAAAGGAAUAGAAAAAUACUUGCCAAAAUCGAUGAAGAGCGCGUAGAGGAAGAGUACGUAGAUGCUUUUAAAUAAGAAAAGUGAUCGAUUAAGAGGCUUCUAUAGAUGUGAGAAAUAAUAGGUGGUGAAUGAAAUAUUUGCAUUGAUAGUGUGUACUUUUAAAAUAGAGUCGCUGUGUAAUCGAAAAAAAAUAAUGAACAAAAAAAAGAAGAAGAAAUUAAGACGCACGCGAUUGAAGCAAAACAUAGAACAAUGGUGUUUAGGCUCUAUUCGAGUGAAUAUUUUUCUUGAAAUAGCUAAAUUUUUUAAACUCCGGAAAAUGAAAAAAAAACAUCAUUUCUAUACGUAUGAUAUAAUUCGGGCACACGCAAUGUUCAGAACAAACAAAAGUGUAUUUUCAAAGACGACGAUGUUCUUCACCUGUUGAUAUAACUAAUACUGAAAAAUAGUCGAUGUUUAUUUUGCGAAGAGUUCAGUCGUUUCAAUAUAUAAUGACGUCGGCUAGGAUAUUUUGCUAAAGAAAAAUAAAAGAUACACCGUACGAUCGCCAUAAACUAUCAGAGCUCGAAUAUUCAUCAUCGCAUAUAGAAAGUGAACUAAAAAAUACUUAAACAUUAUACACGUAACAAAUAAAACAGACGAAAGUUUGUAUACGCGUGCCAAAGGAAUAUGCGUUUGUAUAUGGCGACAGUGACCGUCUGCACUUUAUAUGAUUCCGUACUUUUUCACUGCCUAUCGAGCAAAAAGUUUCUCGAGAAUUAUACGAAAAUUCAAAAAUGUUAUACAGCUCGAGCACUUUUUGAAAGAGAUACAAGCACCUUAUACGCUUUAUUUGACACUUAACGUACUUACAGAAACAGUCAAUCGAGAGAAUUUCAUCAUAACGUAUAUUGAAAUCGUUUAUCGUCAAAAUCGAGUUUAUUAUUUAUCUUGUUUGUUAUUUCUCGUCAAUUCAAGCACACAAUCACAGACAAACAACUUAACAAACGAUAUGUUCAAAGAAAGAACAAAAUAACGACUCGGCUACGCAAAAAAGAAUGUAACCCCCUAAUGUUAGCAAGACCCCCGAACGGGUCUUUUUCAUUUUGUCGAGAACCAAACAAUACGAGCUGAGCCCAAACAAAUCCUUUAUCUCAUAGAUAUUGAUAGAAUUUAAUGAAAAAAACUUUCACUUCCUGCUGUACAAAUUAAGCAUCUUACGCAAGGAAUUGAUGUACAUAAAGGAUACAACACUAGCUGUCGAUAUUAGCCAAGUUACUAAGCGUCGACUGUCUUAACAGGAGGAUAAAGGAAAUUAGCUCUGGACUAUACUUUAACGCUCGAAUUUUCACGACUAUCGCGCAAUCGGCACUGAGCUCACGAAUUUUCUUUCGUUCAGUAAAUAAAAUUCUGAUAUAGAUGAGAAGUUUUUUUCGUAAAAAAUUUUAGAAAUUUAUUUCUCGAUACUGUAUACAAAUAUAAAGAUGCAAAAGUGACAAAACAAAUUUUCAUACCGAGAUGUGUAUAAGGAAAAACUGGAAUCGUGAGCAAUAUAUAUACGAAUGAAAAAGACCCUGAGCAGACAAUCCUCCUAGUUACGUAGACUUUAAACGUCUUUGUGUACGUGAGAAUAUGAUAAUUAAGCGUAUGUGAGAAAAAGUAUGCGUAUAUGUGGGAAAGUAUUAAUUUCUAAGUCGAACAUUAUAUAUAUCUCACUGCUGCGCGAGAAAUAUACUGAAUGAGUGAAUUUGCUAUAAGAUAGCUCUCUCUGGCCAAGUUUUUUCGUCACCCCCGUCGUCUCUCCUUCAUAAUAUAUAAUUGAUUGUAUGUACCAUGCGAAUUAUAAUUAUAUAAUUGUUAUUGCCAGUUGUAUAUCAAUCGUAAUUAUAUUGCAUUACUAAAAUGCGUACAUGACUGUGCUCGCGGUUAUACGCGAUAGCGCAAGCGACACACAUGUACACACGCAUCAUUUUUCGCUUCGAUGAGAGAAAAAAAGAGAACACUUUCAACUGGCAUUCAGUGUAGUCGAUUGUACUUUACCUUUAAGUAUCUCUCACGCACGACUCUGUAAUGGCGAGGCAUCUUUUUUUGCCUCUCCGCGCGAGAUUUGUAAGGCAAAAACGUAAGCGGAACUUUCGUGUUGUUCUCGUAUUAUAUAUUGUUGAAUAUAUAUAGAGGGAAUGAAAAAUAAAGAGGGGUAUUAACAAUUGUGGCAAAAACAAAGGAAGGCAAAUUGAUAACUAGGACUGUGCGGGCGGAGAGGAAACGUCAGCUCCCGCCGAAAUUGAAAAGAUUGUUGCUAUUGCACGUAUUUUUUCAAGAGAGAAAAAAAGAGAGAAACGAAAAUCACACGGCGAUGCGAUAUACUUUAUUUCUUUCGAAUCGCUAACAAUAUAUAUGUAACAUACUUUUAUGGCGCUAUUUUAUUUUUAGACACAAUUGGAUAUAUAUAUAUAUAUGAAUAUAUAUAUUUAAAUGUACGAUAAAUUAAUCGUCUCGCGAUAAAAGAUCUUAUAAUUCAUCGUUACGAUAUAGCGAAUUUGUUCUUCGAGUGCGUGAGUGUGUAUAGCACGGGAAAAAAAAUUUUGUGCGUGAUGUGAAAAGAGACGCGACGAUUGAUUUUCUCGAACGGAGGACUUGUCUAUAUUAUAUGUGAAUUUUUAAACUGAACACAAAUAAAAGAAACAAAAAGAAAAAAAAAUUAUAAUAAUGUAAUGAAGUGAAAAAAGGAGAAAUACGAGUCCCUCGGUCACUUGCGUCGCACUUUGAUUGCAUUGUAUAAUGAGCGUAAUUUUUCGAUUACGUUAUGAUACUUCUGUAAAUUGUCAGGAUCGAAUAAAUUUGUAAGUGAAAUCCAAUUUACCCACUGCGUGUGUUUGUCAUAAAUAUGGGACGAGCGUCCGUUACUUCGCAUUUCCUUCUUAUAGCCACAGCAGUCAUUUUAAAGUUUUGAAAAAUCAAUGAUUAUUAUUUACCAUUACUUUGCUUCUUUAGAUACGAAAUGAAUAUAAUAUGCUCUUGUCGAAAUUCGGAGUCAGUUUUCAAAUACGUAGGUGAAUGAUUUUUCGAAAGAUUAAGAUGAUUGUGAUAACAAAUGCUCGUCUAUCAACUCGCAUUCAUUCAAAAAAAUACAUUUAUCUCCGUUUUAUACGCUUACAAAUAAAGUCUGUGCCAAUUUCA
Nasonia vitripennis (jewel wasp) is the source of this 19008-nucleotide messenger RNA. RefSeq lists its product as uncharacterized. Gene Ontology annotation, molecular function: transcription corepressor activity. Gene Ontology annotation, cellular component: histone deacetylase complex; transcription regulator complex. The record is from RefSeq and is a predicted model, not a curated record. Gene Ontology annotation, biological process: negative regulation of DNA-templated transcription; regulation of transcription by RNA polymerase II. The coding region runs from base 2853 to 7967 and encodes 1704 amino acids. Lineage: Eukaryota; Metazoa; Arthropoda; Insecta; Hymenoptera; Pteromalidae. The transcript has 21 exons.